AGAAAAAAUGGCCACAUCCCUCUUUAGCUCCUGAUCCGGCCGAGAAAGAGAAAGCUGAAUCAUGAGAAAAGCGUUGUCAAUAAUUUCCAUACUUAUCUUCAUAUUCUGUCUAAUAUGCUUAGUUAUCCUUUACAAACACAUGGAUAGAUUCUUCCAAGUCAGAUGCAAGCUCCUAAUAAUGUUCCUAAGCACUGUAUCAAUGUUUUUCAUCAUUCUCCAUUAUGCAGCUGGAUUGACUCGUGAAUAUGCUAUUGUCUUCGUAAUCAUCCAGGAGUUCUUCAAGAGCUCAUCCAUGCUCUAUGUUAUUUACUUCUACAUCAAGAAUGCUACUGAAUUUGUUGACGAGGAAAGAAGCAAAUAGGAUCAUUAACUACCUAAAAAUUAUCUUCAUGUCGUUUGUCUCCUUCUUUGGACUCUCAAUGCUUAUAUGGUGAUUCCUCUGGAUAGGUAACUUUAUUACAACCGAGCCAUGAAGAGACAUUGCCUGGAUUAUUUACAGAAUAAUCACUCUGGUUCUUAUAAUAGUCACUCUAUUCGUAGGGAUCAAAAUUCAGAAGAGGGUAAAAGCAAAGACAGUUGUGCUCUAUGGCCAUGAUAAAAGAAGAGCAAAAUCCAAAGAGCAGAAGAGGACUCUUCAUAAUGAUAUAACUAAUGGGAGUAUUGUCGAGGACACAGAUACGCAGUCGGAUCUCUCCAUAGGCAUUUGGAGUAAUUCUCAUCAGCAUGACUCUAUCAACAAAACCUUGAGAAAUAUGUGGAUUUGCUUUGUAUUUAUAAUAUUCAUUUGUCUUUUUGACGUUACUUAUAACCUUUACUGGAGAUUUACCCCUAACUUCAAAUAUUGAGACAGAUUUACGAAUAGCAAGAUGACAAAUGCCUUGAUUUUUCUCCUAAUCAGGUUAAUAUCACUCUAUUUAAUCUUUAUCCCAAUAAUAUUCACCUUUUUAGGGUGGAAUUUUGUAAGCUGGAUCAUAUGAUGGCCCUGUAAACGAAACACAAAGCGGAGAGUCCAUCCUGAUGACUCAGAGUACUAUUCAGACCUUUAACAUCCUCCUGGAGAUCAAAACUUAAAACUUUUCAUAACUAACUCAAAUUAU
Messenger RNA from Moneuplotes crassus, 1097 nucleotides. The record is from the annotation of a GenBank genome assembly. Lineage: Eukaryota; Ciliophora; Spirotrichea; Euplotida; Euplotidae.